Molecule: messenger RNA, 1472 nt
Organism: Hylaeus volcanicus
Lineage: Eukaryota; Metazoa; Arthropoda; Insecta; Hymenoptera; Colletidae
Gene: Rab10
Product: ras-related protein Rab-10
Exons: 6
Coding region: 193-795 (200 amino acids)
Biological process (GO): cellular response to insulin stimulus
Cellular component (GO): Golgi apparatus; insulin-responsive compartment; recycling endosome
Molecular function (GO): GTPase activity; GTP binding
Source: RefSeq, a predicted model, not a curated record
GCGGAUAUCGGUCUCGGCAGAACGCAAAGUGCAAAGUUACCCCGAUGCUUCUGCGUGCUGGUCUGUUGUGUGACGUCGUAUUGUCUUUUAAUAGUCAGCCCUUGUGACCGGUUUUUCCGUCGUUAACGAGGCACCGUUGUUCGAUUCUUUUUGUUUGACCUCGGCGCCUCGUUAACGCGGAGCAACAGUGAAAUGGCGAAAAAGACGUACGAUCUGUUGUUCAAGUUGCUGCUUAUCGGUGACUCCGGGGUCGGCAAGACUUGUAUACUGUUUAGAUUUUCGGACGAUGCCUUUUCAUCAACGUUUAUUUCCACCAUAGGUAUCGAUUUUAAAAUCAAGACAGUGGAAUUAAGAGGAAAGAAAAUCAAGUUACAGAUAUGGGAUACUGCUGGUCAAGAAAGAUUUCAUACCAUUACCACUUCGUACUACAGAGGUGCGAUGGGUAUUAUGCUUGUUUACGACAUCACUACUGAGAAGACAUUUGAAAAUAUUGUCAAAUGGUUGAGAAAUAUCGAUGAACAUGCAAAUGAAGAUGUGGAAAAGGUGAUAUUGGGAAACAAAUGUGACAUAGAAGAUAAACGUGUUGUUAGUACAGAAAGAGGAGAAGCGAUAGCAAGAGAGCAUGGAAUCAGAUUUAUGGAAACAUCUGCGAAAGCAAAUAUCAACAUUGAUCGCGCAUUUAGUGAAUUAGUUGAAGCAAUAUUGGAGAAAUCACAUGGGAAAGAACCUCAAGAUGCUCCUGAUAGAGUAACAGUUGAUAGAAGGGUGGAAAGAAGUUCUAAUCGGUGCUGCUAAUUUUAUAUUAUUUAUUUCAAUGGCGCAUAAUAAACUAUAUAUCAGCUCGUGCCACUCAAAAUAGAUUUGUGGAUAGAUGUAGAGCAUAAUUUAAAGCAUAAUAGUAUAAUUAAACUCUUCACGACACUGCCUAAUCAAAUUCAAUUGAACUCAUUUGAUGACAGUUCUGAUAAGUUGAUACUUACGUUUAAUUUAAGAGAAACACGUUUGGUUAAAAAGUGAAGUUUCCUAAUUAUACCUGAAUUUCGAAUGGUGGGGCUAUAAGUGCUGUUUGUCGCAUAUAUCAUUGUAUUUAUAAAUGUGUCUAUUGCAUGUAUACAAACAUUAGAGUUCCAUCAGAGUUUUUAUAAAUAAUAUAAGGAAUUCAAUAAUAAGUACUGCUGAUGGAGCUUCGUUUUCCAUAUGAAACUUCAUACAUUGUUGUACGAACAAAGUCAACUAGGAACAAUGUAUUUGUUACGAGGCUGCAAUUUGUUACCAUAAUAAGAAGAGUGAGAAUGAAUGUGGGCUUUUAAUCUUUAAAAUCUAUGUGAACAUUGAAUGCUUUUUCAUACGGAUAUUGCACUAUAUAUGCUUAUUUACACUUUAAGUUGAAAUCUAAAGGCUUAAGACCGAGAGCUUUUAUCCUAUUUGUGUAAGACUAAUUUACUACAAAUAUAAACAUUCACGAUUUCGAA